Molecule: messenger RNA, 2982 nt
Organism: Psilocybe cubensis
Lineage: Eukaryota; Fungi; Basidiomycota; Agaricomycetes; Agaricales; Agrocybaceae
Exons: 8
Coding region: 1-2982 (993 amino acids)
Biological process (GO): autophagy of mitochondrion; protein localization to phagophore assembly site
Cellular component (GO): phagophore assembly site; autophagosome
Source: RefSeq, a predicted model, not a curated record
AUGUCGAGAUCUGGGUCUCGUUCUAAGCGCCAGUCUUCUUCGAGGGCGGCGCAAGCCUCUUACUCUCUAACGGCUUCAGCUGGUCCUUCGAGCUCGCGUCCCUUUCUCAGUAUGCUCAAUCCAAUGAACAGCCAAUAUCACGGCUACACACAAGCCAACCAGGCUGUUCCCGAGGAGAAUGAAGAGUAUGAUGAAAGUGCACCUCACGAAGAUGUCGAUUUGGAGUCUGGUCGUAGCACUAUCUUUCAUAACGCACACGAGGCGAAACCUUCGAGGCAUGCCCAGGGAAAGCGUAGAGUGGCUUGGGACCCCGGUGCCUCGGAGAUGAGCUCGUUCCACCCCAAUAUUCACAAAGAAGAUAAGAUGGUCGAACACGAGUCGUCAGACGACGAGGUUCCACAGAGUUUCAAGGUGGAGCCGACGAGUUCCCGCCCUGCUGUGUCGCCGCCUCGGUCUGGCGAGCAGCUGCUGAAACCAGAGUCUCGGAGAAAUCAUGCACUGUAUACUAGCGAGGGAAGAAAGCUGCCACCAUCCGCGCCUCCGGCCUUUGAUAGAUCCCCUUCAUCUUCUCAAUUCCCUCCAAGACCGGCAGGACUCGAUGAAGGGAGUAGUAGAAGUCCCAAUGCCACCUCCACAAGUCAGCGAUCCAGUUCUCCUUUACGGCAAAACAGACCGACUAUGCGUGGUUUAGACGAGUAUGAGAAGGCUUUGUGGAACUGGGUCAAUGUUUACAACCUUGAUGCAUUCCUGCAGGAAGUCUAUGCCUACUACGAGGGAAAGGGGAUCUAUAGUAUUGCGCUCUCUCGAGGGCUCAAUCUACUAACUGUCGGGUUCGUUAUCGGAUUUUCGACGUUUCUGCUCGGAUGCAUAGACUACUCUAGCUUGCGGCGGCAUAGCCAUUCACAACUUUCCGAUGUAAUUGUUCCCCACUGCGUCUCAAGAUUCUCAGGAUUCACACUACUAUUUUUCUUGCUAUUCAUUGCAUUCUAUAUCUGGCAAAUAAUAUCAUUUGUUCUUGGAAUCCAACGCCUUGUUGACAUGUACAAAUUCUACACUUACCUUUUGAAAAUUCCAGACGCUGAUAUUCAAACUAUCGCGUGGUCAGAGGUUGUCCGUAGAAUUGGGGCCAUUCGCGAAGAAAACCCUCUUACGGCUCUGUCUUCAAAGAAAGGUCGGACGUCAGACGACACAGCUACGGCGAAGCUAGACGCCCAUGACAUCGCCAACAGGAUCAUGCGACAGGAAAACUACCUGAUCGCAUUGUUCAACAAGGAGCUUUUAGAUCUACGAGUGCCGUUACCGGCCGUACUGAAACGAUUUAUACCCGAGGAGGAAGGGAAGGGAAAGAUGCUGACGCAGGCAUUGGAAUGGAAUUUGAGGUUCUGUCUUAUGGAAUAUCUAUUUGACCAACAUGGCAAAGUGAGAAAGGUGUUUUUAAAGUCGAAGAAUCGGACUGUUCUUAUCGAAGGGCUGAAGCGCCGCUUUAUCUUUAUGGGAAUCCUUAAUGCCAUCUUUGCACCGCUAAUAGUUCUUUAUUAUCUCAUGUAUUCGUUCUUCAGGUAUUUUGAGCAAUACCACAAAGAUCCGUCGACCAUCGGAAGCCGACGGUAUACUCCUUUUGCGCAGUGGAAAUUUAGAGAGUUCAACGAGCUGCCGCAUAUUUUUGUCCGACGGUUAGAUGAGAGCUACCCAAUUGCCAACAUGUACAUCGACCAGUUCCCAAACGAGAAGAUUGCAUUGGUGAUGCGAUUUGUCGCGUUCAUCGCAGGGUCAUUUGCAGCUGUUUUGGUGCUUGCUACGCUGUUGGACCCCGAGCUGUUUAUCAACUUUGAGAUUACACCGCAUAGGAAUGUGUUUUUCUAUUUGGGAGUUUUCACUGCGACUGUAACAGUCGCGCGUGGGAUGAUACCAGAAGACAAUCGUGUUUUCGACCCAGAACUGCUCAUGUCGGAGGUGGUGAACUAUACACAUUACAUGCCUGAUCACUGGAAGGGCCAAUUGCAUAGCAAAAAGGUCCACCAAGACUUUGGCGAGCUGUUUUCGCGCAAAGUGCUCAUCUUUUUGCAAGAAAUCGUGUCCGUGAUCCUGACGCCGUUCAUCCUGUGGUUCUCACUGCCGUCAUGUGCGCCCGCAAUUGUCGAUUUCUUCCGCGAAUUCUCGGUACAUGUCGAUGGACGCGGGUACGUGUGCAGCUUUGCCGAGUUCAACUUUGAGCGGCACGGGAACGUCAAGUUUGGAGCGCCCGGACCAGCAACGCAAGGGAACGGGGACAACAGGAAGAUGCUGUCGAACGAGGGCAAGAUGGAGAAGAGCUUUUUGAAUUUCAAAGCAGCAAACCCUGACUGGAACCCGGCGGACCCAUCGGGCUCGCUGUACCUAAGUCGGAUGGCGGACCUGAACGCGCACUUGCAGUACCCGCACUAUCGACGGCGGUUUGGGGCGCAGGCGACGUACAAGCCCGAGUUUGGCAGCUCGGGGUAUGGACUUGGGCACGAGGGCAGUGCGAGCAGCGAAGCGGGGCCUGCGGAGAGUGGGUACAUGGAGAGGGACCGGGCGCACGAGUACGACCAGGCGAUGCGGCACAGUCGGAUGGCGGCUGCUGUGAGGAAGCGGGCGGGUGUAGGGGCGAGUAUGGUGGGGAUGUCGACGAUGCUUGGAGCGGGCACGGUGAUGGGCGAUGGUGGGGUUGCUGCGUCGGUGUUUGGGGCAGGAGAGAUUGCAUCUGCACCGAGUGUGGUGCUCGGGGAUUCGCGGGGGAGCGUGCAGCUUGCGGGGGGCUCUGGACGGAUUGCGCAGGAGGACGUUGCGGCGGACGGCGGGGUUGGGAGCGGGCUGGGAGAAUCGUACGUGGAUGGGUCGAGCGCUCGACGUGCGGCGGGGAAAGUCGAGGAAGAGGAAGAUGAGGGAUUGGAGGACGGCGGGGUCCUUGGACUGUUGGCGCAAAUCUAUGGUAGGCGGGAUGGAGGCGCUGUGGUCAUGUAA